Messenger RNA from Penicillium subrubescens, 2142 nucleotides. RefSeq names its product arrestin (or S-antigen), N-terminal domain protein. Bases 388 to 1887 code for a protein of 499 amino acids. The transcript has 2 exons. The record is from RefSeq and is a predicted model, not a curated record. Lineage: Eukaryota; Fungi; Ascomycota; Eurotiomycetes; Eurotiales; Aspergillaceae.
CAAGUUUCUUUCCCUGCGUAACCGCAAUUACUCCUUUGGACGGAGUAUACAACAGUAGCCCCAUCGCGGUUGUCGACGGCUCCACUUUCUACUUCCUUUUUUUUUCCAGACCUCUGCUCCUUUCUCUUUUGAUUCUUAUAGAAACGAAAGGCCGAGGCACCUCAGUUUUCCUCUUUCUAUUUUCUUGUCAAUUCAAGAAACUCAAAAUAUCCAUCACACGCCAUAACGCAGGGUCUUCCAAUCAAGUCGCGUAUAACCUGCUGUCCUUCCCGGCCCCGCAUACUUUAAAUACAACAGAGUACAAGAAGCGCCUGUUCGCCCGCAUUCCAAUCUCCUCCCACUUUCUCGUCCCUGCAAAGGCUCGAGAGCCUCCCGAAUCUCAACGUGAUGACUGCCAGAUCGAUUAUGAGCCAUGGCUCAGAAACGCUAGAUGUCUUCACGCGUCGAUCUCAACCAAAAGUCGAGAUCGAGCUGGUCGGCCAGAAGCCAGGCCUGGUCAACUCUUAUACAACCAGCGACCAGAUCGAGGGGAGCGCAAAGAUCACAGUUGAUGCCGACACACGUUUUGAUGAGGUUGAAAUUAUCUUCCAAGGUACAUCACACACCACUGUCGAGCGGGCCUCAUGCCCCGGACGUACAGGGUCACAGCAAAUGUUUCUCAAGCUGCGCCAGCCAAUCGAUGAAUCAGACUAUCCCUGCCCCCGCAUUAUGGAAGCAGGCCGCACAUAUUCUUUUCCAUUCACCUUUGUGGUACCCGAUCGUCUGCUGCCACAAGUAUGCACCCACCCACGAGCUAACAUGCACAUUCACAAUGCCCACACUAUGCUCCCACCUACCUUGGGAGAUCCCAUGCUAGCUGGCAACGGCAAGACUUUGCUGGACGACAUGGCCCCCGAGAUGAGCCAGAUCUCCUACAUUGUUCGCGCAGCGGUAUUGAAGAGGUCAUCAACCGACCACGGCAGCCUCAAGACCCUGGCCAAUAUCGCCAAGAAGGUUCGCAUUAUCCCGACUGUUGAGGAAGAGCCUCCAAUCAAUGUGGCCGACCACUCCUAUUAUUGCACCCGAAAGGAGAAGAGCGUCAAGCGUGGUUUCUUGCGAGGCAAGCUCGGCCGCUUGGUGGCUUUAGCAUCUCAACCGAAGCCGAUUCGCUUGCUUCCUCCUAGUUGCGAAUCCAGUGAUACAGUCAGCACCAUGACAACAGUUCACCUCCGAUUCGAUCCCGUGGGUGAUGAGCAGCCACCCAAGCUCGGCUCGAUGACCAGCAAGAUCAAGGCCAGCACUUUCUACAGCGCAGGACCGUGGGAUGAUUUCCCCAUGCAGUCUGGCUCCACCCCCAUCUCCCAAGUUGGCCAAGGUCUCUUCACCGAGUCCGUCCCCAUUUCCAACAUGUGCGUUGCCUCCGCAAAAUGGAUCAAGCACUCUGCAUCGACCGAGUGCGAGCGCCGGGACUCCGUGCAAUCAAUGACCUCCGACGACUCAACCGGCCCCUCAACCUCUUUCUCCGGCGAUACAUACUACACCGCAUCAGUAGUAAUUCCCAUCAGCCUCCCCGACAACAAAACCUUCGUCCCGACCUUCCACACCUGCCUGAUCUCGCGAACUUACUUGCUCGACCUAUCAUUGACCUACCACACCCCGGGCACGAAUGUCCUCACCCCGACUAUCUCGCUCCGUCUCCCUGUUCAAGUCAUCACGCAACCAAAGUAUGCCGAUUCCCUCAAGUCUGAUUUGGGCAUGAUUGUGACACAGGAAGAACUGGACGAAUUCUUCCAGCCACGCUCGGUUGCCCCUCUCAACGAGUCGGUCGUUGAUGUCAGCCUCGCACCCCCUGGGUAUUCGGAGACGGUUAUUAGCUCCGGCUUGCGAGGAGUGCACACUGCGUCUUGAAGGUCCUUCCUUUUGAUAAUGUCUUUAUCUUUCCUUUGUUUUCUGGAUUUCGGCUUCAUAAUUUCCUAAUACCCGGUGGCUUACACAAAAGUUGAUUUUGUUUUUGUUUGUUCUGUUGACUUGUUUUGCAUGGCAUUUUCUUUACAUUAAUGAGUUUGAGCCUUCUACCUUUGAUUGUUUUGAUGGAUAUACCCCCUCAUUGUUUGAUUCUAAACGAGCGCAUUGUCAUGUUCUUUUUCACUUAGAAUUCUUAUG